Molecule: messenger RNA, 693 nt
Organism: Hibiscus syriacus
Lineage: Eukaryota; Viridiplantae; Streptophyta; Magnoliopsida; Malvales; Malvaceae
Product: cytosolic sulfotransferase 17-like
Exons: 3
Coding region: 1-693 (230 amino acids)
Biological process (GO): sulfation
Cellular component (GO): cytoplasm
Molecular function (GO): sulfotransferase activity
Source: RefSeq, a predicted model, not a curated record
AUGGAGUCAUCCGUAGAUUCCAAGAGAAAUCAAAGCUCCAAUGGUGCAUAUGGAGAAGACAUUCUAUCAAACCUUCCGGUACGGGCCGGCUUGAAUUUAUUCAAUGACGAACUCGUCAAGUAUCAAGGUUUUUGGUUCCCGGGCAUUAUUGUGGAGGGAAUACUAAGGGCUCAACGGCACUUCCAGGCUAAUUCAUCCGAUAUCUUCCUAUGUACUGCUCCGAAAACUGGCACAACCUGGAUGAAAACCCUCACUUUCGCCAUCGUGUUGAGGACAACUACGUGCAACCACUGCAACCCUUUACUCUCCAAGUCGCCGCAAGAUUUGCUUCGCAAUUUGAUCACCAAAGAUCCCGAAAACCCUCUAAUCCCCACUCAUAUCCCCUUCUCUUAUUUGCCGAAAUCUGUAUCGGAUCCAUCUUCGAGUUGGUACUGGAAAGCAAGCUUGGAUCAGCCUGAUAAAGUACUGUUCUUGAAAUACGAAGAAAUGAAGGAAGACACGGCUUUUUACGUCGCGAAACUGGCCGGAUUCAUUGGUUAUGGAUUCACCUCUGAAGAGAAACGAGACGGAGUGGUUGAAAAGAUUUGUAAAGGACUGGGAAAAUCAUUUGACACCGCCAUGGCUGCUCGUAUGGAUUCAAUAACCGAGCAGAAGUUGGGUGGUUCUGGUUUGAAUUUGAUCUAUUCAUCUUGA